AUUCCGCCAUUAACAAGGAAUCUCAGCUCAGUUCAAAAUCUCCAUUUCUUACACACACUAAUUAUUAAUGGGUUUUCCACUAGGUUAUACAGAUCUCAAUUUCCCCAAAUUACUUCUCCAUCUUCUUUCAAUUUUAUUCUUCAUCAGAAAACUCAUCUGUAAUCUCUUCACAAUUCUCGGUCUCCCCGAUUUCCUCGAACCCGAUUUUCCUUACCCGACCCGACCCGGUGAAGAGAAUACCCGGUUGUGUUCCGUGUCAGCGGCGAUAAUCCGGGAGAUAUUACCGGUAGUAAAGUUUUCCGAGAUAGUCGACCCGCCGGAGAAGUGCGUUGUUUGUCUUUACGAGUUUGAUUCCGGCGACGAGAUCAGGAUGUUGAUGAAUUGUCGACACGUGUUUCACCGGAGCUGUGUGGACCGUUGGAUGGAUCAUGAUCAGAAGACGUGUCCGCUUUGUAGGAAGGAGUUUGUACCGGAGGGUAUGAUGGGGAUUUUUAAUGAGAAGUUGUGGUUAGCUUUUGGGGUUAAUGAUUUUUGUGAGGAGUAAGUUUGUGUUAUAUACGGUCAAAUCUCUUUAUAACAAAACGUAACGAUAUUCAUAAUUUUGAUAUUUUUUUCAAGUUAUUAUAGUAAAACGCUAUUACAAAAGAUAUACGAAAAAAAUUAAAUGAUAUCCUUUGUUCCGACACAUUUUUAGCCGUUACCGUGAAAUGAUAUUGCUUAGAACGUAUGAGAGACUAGUUUUAGCGAAGUAAGACUCUUUAUAGUAAAAUGUUAUUACAUACGAGGUAUGACUUUAGUCACAAGCACGUAAGAGAAAAAGACAGCAAAACAAUUUUUUUUUGUGGUGAUUGAGAUUUUUUAACUUCACCUUAUGUCCGAUUGAUUCAGGUAUAUUACGUGAAAUACUCUUGUUAAAAGGGAGUGAAUGUAUGUAUAAGAUUCGAGUAUGAGAUUUUUUAUUAA
Messenger RNA from Solanum pennellii, 963 nucleotides. RefSeq names its product E3 ubiquitin-protein ligase RHA1B-like. Gene Ontology annotation, molecular function: ubiquitin protein ligase activity. Bases 68 to 544 code for a protein of 158 amino acids. The transcript has a single exon. The record is from RefSeq and is a predicted model, not a curated record. NCBI's taxonomy places the organism in Eukaryota, Viridiplantae, Streptophyta, Magnoliopsida, Solanales, Solanaceae. Gene Ontology annotation, biological process: protein ubiquitination.